AUCUGCAGAGGGGCUUAUGGGGGUGCCUUGUGCUUCAGGCCCCCCUGAGGAGAAGGCCAUCCCCCCUGCAGACACGGGCCAUGUUCACCUCCAGGGAGCUGCUGCUGGUGUGGUUCCUGGUGCUGGCAGUGGGUGGCACUGAGCACGUCUUCCGGCCUGGCCGCAGGGUGUGUGCUGUCGGGGCUCCCAGGGGCCCCGAGUCAGAGUCUUUCGUGCAGCGAGUGUACCAACCCUUCCUCACCACCUGUGACGGGCACCGAGCCUGCAGCACCUACCGGACCGUCUACAGGACUGCCUACCGCCGCAGCCCUGGGCCGGCCGCCCCCAGGCCUCGCUACGCCUGCUGCCCCGGCUGGAAGAGGACCAGCGGGCUCCCCAGGGCCUGUGGAGCAGCAAUAUGCCAGCCACCGUGCCAGAACGGAGGGAGCUGUGUCCAGCCAGGCCGCUGUCACUGCCCUGCAGGAUGGCAGGGUGACACCUGCCAGACAGACGUGGACGAGUGCAGGGCUGGAGGGGGCACCUGUCCCCAGCACUGCGUCAACACCGCGGGUAGUUACUGGUGCUGGUGUUGGGAAGGGCACAGCCCAUCUGCAGAUGGUGUGCUCUGUCUGCCCAAGACAGGGGCCCCCAGGGUAGCCCCGAACCCCACAACAGGCGUGGACAGCGCAGUCGAGGAGGAAGUGCAGAGACUUCGGUCAAGGGUGGACGUGCUGGAGCAGAAGCUGCAGCUGGUGCUGGCCCCGCUACAUAGCUUGGCCUCGAGGGCCCUGGAGCAUGGGCUCCCGGACCCCAGCAGCCUCCUGGCGCAUUCCCUGCAGCAGCUGGACCGCAUCGACUCUCUGAGCGAGCAGAUCUCCCUCCUGGAGGAGCAGCUGGGGUCCUGUUCCUGCGAGAAGGAGCUGUAACAGGCGGCCCGGGCCCCUGGCCCUGGCUAUUGGGAGCCUUGCCCACUGCGCUAGGUCGGGCCGGAGGGGGACUUCGCGCCAAGGCGGGGCAGGAGGAGGGGUCCCCCUGGGUGUGAUCCAGCCCCAGCCCGGCCAGCACCAGUGAGGGGGGCCGUGGCUCAGGGGAGGUACGAGGGUCUUGCUCGCCGGGCAGCAUGUUGGGGGCACCUCUGCUCCGUGUCAGAAUAAAAUGAAGGUUCAGGCGC
Molecule: messenger RNA, 1150 nt
Organism: Leptonychotes weddellii (Weddell seal)
Lineage: Eukaryota; Metazoa; Chordata; Mammalia; Carnivora; Phocidae
Source: RefSeq, a predicted model, not a curated record